AUGACAUUUAAAGACAAUUCGGAAUUUGCAACUGAAGAAGACUAUGAUUUUAAAGCUUUAAAUUAUACACGAAGUUGGAUAAUUGCAGGUUUUAUAAUUUUGGCAGUGGCCAUUGCUUUGGCUGCUGCUUCCGUCGCUCUACCAACAUUUGUUAUGAUCGCUCCAUCAGUGUUUGAUGCAUCCAAUGCAAAUGUAAACAAAGCUAGAAGUAUGGGUUAUACACAAGUAUGCUUUACAUCAGAUAACACAUGCCAGAACCGUGAUCGAAGUUAUGUAGAUGAAUAUUCAACAUUAAUGACAAAUCUACGUCUUGCUGAACUGGCUAUGCAUUCAAUAGCAAUAAUUAUCAUGUGUAUUUGUUUUAUUGCUGCUCUUGCAUUGAUCAUUGUUUGGUAUAAAACGAAUAAAGAUAAUAAAUGUUUCAGAAAUUGGCGAUUAAUUAUAGGGAUAUUUCUUAUGUUAGCUGGAUUUUGUCUUCAAAGUUCAAUAAUAAUGUUUCAUGUUGAACAAUUUGAAGAUAAGUACGGUAAAUCAUCCGGAUACCCAUAUGGAUUUAAUCAAUGGUCUGAAAAACAACGUACAACAACAUCUAUUGAUUAUGGUUCUGGAUACAUUUUAUUAUGGCUUGCUACCAUUUUCUGUUUUAUAUCAGCUUGGAUAUUUCUUGGCACAUAUUGUUGUUGGACAUUAGAUGAUAUCGACACAGAUGAUGAUAACCCAACUUUACCAAGAUUUUCAACUGAUUCCAGCAAUAUGAGCAAACGUGGAACUGAACCCUCAGUUAUCAAUCAAGGAGACUGAUUGAUACUUGACCAGAGGUGAAGACGGAAAAGUAGUUAAAAAUGAUGUCCUACCAAUUGUAUACGUACUGACAAUUAUAAUAAUCAUUUGUUAAAAUAAUGUGUAACUAUUUGAUGUGAUAUAAUUAACCAUAAAGUUUUUUUUCAGUUUAUA
Molecule: messenger RNA, 954 nt
Organism: Schistosoma mattheei
Lineage: Eukaryota; Metazoa; Platyhelminthes; Trematoda; Strigeidida; Schistosomatidae
Source: the annotation of a GenBank genome assembly